CACAAACUCCCUUACACUGCCAGUGUUACGACUAACCGACUGACGUUAGACACAACUGGGAGAGAUGUGUUACAAGUUAGAUUGCCGUAGUGGCUUGGUGUGGACAGUAAAACUGUUUAUUGAGAUUUGUGCGCUGACUGCAUUAUUUAACCAUGCAAUAUUUGCAGAGGAAAUACCAGAGAGUUUGUACAGACAGACUCAAGUUGAACUGAAUAGAUUAGGAAACGGAAGAGUACGUAUUGCGAUGCAAAAACCAGAGAUUCCUAUGCCUUGUCGGUUGGGUCAUUGCGUCAAUUCCGAUAAAUAUGCACUUCGCUUGUCACGCCCGAGGCGACGGAAAAACCAGAUAACAUUACCACGCUCACUUUGGCCUGCCUAUCAACUUUUUUUGGGAUCUUUGGCUCAGGAAUCAAUGGACGACUUGGCGGGAUCGAAUGAAGGUGCGAAAGAAAGCGAGGCCAACGAAAAGCGCAAACCAAGUCCGGGAAGGGGAUCAGGUCAAGAUAUGACUAAUCAUGAUUUUGACUUGAAUGCGAUAGGGGCGUAUUAUCAUGUAUGUUCUAGUGUAAGCGACUUCGAAAUCAUAUCUGUUGCUAUGAAUGACAAUCUGGAUGAAGUUCAAGUCUUGCCGAAUACUUGGGUUUUCACUACAAAAUGCCGGAUGCCAAGUCAUUCUUGUUACGGAAUUGGCCCUGGAUUUGAGUCUCAUUGCGAGCAGAUGAAGACAUGGGUGCAAGCACUUGCCAGGCUAAAUAAAGAAUCCCCGUGGCAGUGGCAUUGGAUAACUGUAGAUUCUUCCUGCAACUGCGGUGUAAGACCAAAGGCACCGGAAUACAAGAAAAAAUAAGAUGGGUUUGACCGGGGCCUAAAACUUAGGCCUUGUCAUAUGAAAACGUUACUAAGGAUGCAAUGAAAACAUUCUCUUGGUGAAUUAAGACUACGAUACUACAGUGACUAUAGUGUAUUAACAACAUCCUUUUUGUUUUUGGCAAUUUAUACAGUAUAUACGAAUUAUUCACUAAUCUGUUGGGGUUUCAUGAAAGAAAAUCAACAGAAAUGAUUGACCAUAUAAGCGGCAUUCAUAAUGUGAUGUCUUUAUAUCUGUUAGCUUCUUCUUGUUAAAAGUACAUGUUCAUCUUUCCGUGGUGAAUUUCUGUUCUUGAAGAGUUUGUUUUUGUCCUUUUUUGCAGGUAAGAAUUGGACAAAUAAUUAAGUGAGCACCAAAGUGUAAUAAAACAGGUUAAAGAUGUUAUUUUGAUUUCACGUCAUGUAGCAUGAAAAGUCUUUAAAAGUUGACUGGUUGGCUCCUGUUAUUGUUUCAUUCUCUGCAUGAA
This is a messenger RNA of Lingula anatina, 1334 nucleotides long. RefSeq lists its product as uncharacterized. Gene Ontology annotation, molecular function: signaling receptor binding. NCBI's taxonomy places the organism in Eukaryota, Metazoa, Brachiopoda, Lingulata, Lingulida, Lingulidae. The record is from RefSeq and is a predicted model, not a curated record.